Pelecanus crispus (Dalmatian pelican) is the source of this 1808-nucleotide messenger RNA. It is a transcript of the gene RXFP2, whose product is annotated as relaxin family peptide receptor 2. Gene Ontology annotation, molecular function: protein binding; G protein-coupled peptide receptor activity. Gene Ontology annotation, cellular component: plasma membrane. Gene Ontology annotation, biological process: hormone-mediated signaling pathway; activation of adenylate cyclase activity; adenylate cyclase-activating G protein-coupled receptor signaling pathway. Lineage: Eukaryota; Metazoa; Chordata; Aves; Pelecaniformes; Pelecanidae. The record is from RefSeq and is a predicted model, not a curated record.
GUCUCCACCAAUACCCAGAAGGUUGCAGCUGCAUGGAAACAGAACUAGAAUGUGUUGCUGUUAAUUUGAAGUCUGUUCCACUUGUUUCAAGUAAUGUAACCCUCCUUUAUGAAUUACUUCUAGGUCACUCACACAACCAGAUCCAUUCUCUUCCAGAUGACAUUUUCAGCAAGUGUACAAAGGUAAAGAAAAUAUUUCCACAACACAAUUGCAUUCAGACAAUAUCAAGGAAAGCAUUCUCUGGACUACGCAAACUUCAGAAACUGUAUCUCAGUCAUAAAUGUAUCACUACUUUGAAACCUGGGGUACUCAGAGAUCUAGACAAAUUGAAAUGGCUAAUUCUAGAUUAUAACCCAAUAGUGAAAACACAGCAGUUAUUUACUGGGCUAAAGUCUUCAAUUUUUACAUCAAUGAUAAACAAUUCACUUGAGUCUCUUCCCAAGAUCUGUACUCAAAUGCCUCUUAUUAACUUGAUGGAUUUUGAAGGCAAUCAUAUUAAGGCCUUAACUAAUCCCACCUUCCUGGAAUGUGAUGCGCUCACUGUAUUCUAAGUAAAAGAGGAUCAGUCCAGCAACAUGAUUACAAAAUUGCAAUGUUAUAUUUUUAUAGACAUGAAGUAUUUACAAAAGCUCAAUCUGUCUUUCAAUCCACUUUCUUACCUCUCUGAUUGCUUUGAAAGUCUUCAGCAGCUUCAGUCACUGUACCUGGAAAUGAUUGAGAUUCUAAAUAUAAAUGGAGGAAUGUUUCAACAUAUGAGGAACCUCUCCCACAAUUUCACUUAUUUAUUCUAAGGACUCCACGUGUGACUAUGCACAUCAUUAACAGAUGGGAUUUCAUCAUUUGAAGACCUCUUAGCUAACAAUGUUCUGAGAGUAUUUGUGUGGAUCAUAGCUUGUACUACAUGUUUUGGAAAUCUUAUCAGAAUGAGAUCAUCUAUCAAAGCAGAAAACGAGACGCACGCCAUGUCUAUAAAAAUUUUCUAAGUAUGUGCUGAUUGUCUUGUGGGGGUGUACUUGUUCUUCACUGGAGUUUCUUAUGUUAAAUACCAUGGACAGUAUAAACAAUACACUGUGUUAAGGAUGGAAAGUUUACCAUGCAAUAUCAUGGGGUUCAUUGACAUGCCGUCUACAGACAUGUUGUUGACAUAUCUGACCUUGGAAAAGUAUUUAGUGAUUUGUUUCCCUUCAGAUAUCCACCCUCGAAACCAGCAGACAGUAGUGAUUCUUACAUCCAUAUGGAUUGCUGGGUUUGUCAUAGCAAUAAUUCCAUUCUAGGAUGAGGACGUUUUUGGAAAUUACUAUGAAAAUGGAGUUUGUUUCCCAUUGAAUUCUGAUCAAAGAGACAAAACUGGAGGCAACAGGUAUUCCCUUGGUAUUUUCACAGGUGUGAACCUGCUAGCCUCCAUCAUCAUAGUGUUUUUAGUCAGCAUGUUUUGUUCUGUUCAGAAAACUGCCCCUCAGACAUCAGAAGUAAAGAGUCAUAUUAGCAGGGAUGUUGCUGUUGCCAACUGAUUUUUUUUUAUAAUAUUCACUGAUGCCAUCUGCUGGAUUCCUGUCUUUGUCAUUGAAAUCCUCUCCUUAUUCCAGAUGGAAAUUCCAGACACUGUCCCUUCCUGGAUAGUGAUAUUAAUUCUGCCAAUACACAGUGCCUUGAACCCCAUUCUCUCUACUCUCACAACUAGUUUCUUUAAGGAGAAGUUGAAGCAGUCACUGGACAGUCAUUGAAGGAGGGCAAUUCUCAAAAAUUACGAAAAAACUUUGGCCGCUUCAGUCAUGCUGACAGACAAUCCCCUCACCCAUAGCUUUUAA